Molecule: messenger RNA, 15091 nt
Organism: Cydia fagiglandana
Lineage: Eukaryota; Metazoa; Arthropoda; Insecta; Lepidoptera; Tortricidae
Product: hydrocephalus-inducing protein homolog
Exons: 80
Coding region: 84-15029 (4981 amino acids)
Biological process (GO): axonemal central apparatus assembly; cilium movement
Cellular component (GO): axoneme
Source: RefSeq, a predicted model, not a curated record
UUUAAUUUUCUCUCCUUAGUAACGCCUUGACAUUUAGGUUUUGCUUGUAAACAAAAACUGCCAAACCUGUAUGAUUUUGCGGUAUGGAAAUAUAUAAGCAAUUUAAACAAAAUGGGUAUUUCACAGCGGAUCUCUAUCAUUUAUUGUUUAAGAAGAAGAUUGUGGACACAGAGCAAGUGAUAAUCCCAUCGGAAUAUGCAGGGGAAAUGAAACUUAGUACCCAAGAACGAUUGCGAACCCUUCACAAAGUAGAAGUGGACAACAUAGUGAGCGCGGGAGCUAAACACAACCCAGCCAGUGUGAUCUUAGAGUUCACGCCGAAGCUUCUCGUGUUUCAGAACUUUAAGCUAAAUGAGAAAAUCACUGCGAAGUUUACCGUUACGAAUGUUAGCACGGCAUCCACACACCUGAUCAUGAUAUACAAGGAGUCUUCAUUGAUCUCCGUGAAGCUGGCAGGCGGGAAGCUGCUAUCGCGGCUGGCGCCCGGCAUCAGCGUGACCUUCAAUGUCGUCUUCCGACCCGACACGCUCACGGACUUUGCGCACAAGGUCACAUUUACCACCGAUAAGGACCAGUAUGUGUUGCCUAUUUUUGCUGUGGGUCCUAGGCCUUGGUUUGACUUCCCUGAUGAGAUUAUCAUACAAGCAGCGCCGUUAAAAGUCGAAAAUCAUGUCAAUGUGUUAGUGCAAAAUAUUGGUUUAUCGUCAGCUGGCUUCAAGUUGGACACUAAAUGUCCAUUUUCACUUCAACCAAAAUCAGUCUAUUUGAAGCCAAACGAAAAAGUUGAUAUAAAAGCAAUUGUUAAAACAAUGCGCCAAGGACACAUAGAAGGCACGCUAUUCGCACUGUUUGAAACCGGCGAAAUAUUUAAAAUAAGACUUAUCGGAUCAACGUUUCUGGUGAGCGUUCAACUUGAGAAACAGGUUGUCAGGUUUCUGGACACGUACAAGACGAUGGCGCGCCAGCAAACCUUCAAGAUUACCAACACAUCUGAACACCUUCUCACCUACAUGUGUAUGAAAAAUGAAGAUGUCACAAACGAUUUCGACGAGAAAUUGAAACUAGCACAUGUACUUUACGAAUUUAAAAGAAGCGAAUCAGCGAAGUGCCAGAAACUCGUAUACUACGAUGUUCUGAACAGUGACGAACACGCCCGUGUGUAUACUCGGAUAUUCUUUGACCAGAUACAUUCGCUCGUAGCCGAUGAAUCAUUACGUUUCCAGGACACCCAUUUUUCUAUUACACCCAUUGAAGGUAAACUAUGGCCAAAUAACUCGACAGAACUGACGAUAACUUUCAACCCUCAAGAAAUAGGAGAGUUUAAAGCCGUGGUUUAUUUGGACAUAGACGGCAUACUGGACCGCAUGCCGCUUACUAUGGUCGGGACGUCUCUGCCUCCGGAUAUUGUUCUCAAUUUGGAAACCUUGGACAUGGAUCGUGUUUAUAUAAAUAAGAAGUACAAUUUCGAAGUACUUGCGAUAAAUAAAGGUCACAUAAACGGUGUGGUAGUAUACCAGGACACGCCGACACUGUUCGGCAGCCGCAUUACGUGCUCGCCCGCCCUGCGCUGCCUGCGUCCCGGCGAGCGCGCCAUCUUUGUCGUCUCCUUCACCAACUCCAACCAGGGACCGUACUUUGAGGAAGUCAACUUCCUCAUACGUGACACUGAGGUGGUGUUGAAAUUAUAUUUGAAGGGAGAAGUGAUAUACCCUUCGGUAAGGUUUAGUAUACCAAGUUUGGACUUUGGGACUGUCAGCCUUGGAGUACCGAAAACCUUAGAAUUUGAUGUUAUUAAUGACUCAGUUGUGAAUGUGAGUGCAUCGGUAAAAAUUUCAUCUGAUGGUCCGGAAGUGAGCAGUAUCAUGUUGGUCGACUACGCUUUGGCGAAAAUGCCAAAGCCGGAAAUUCCACAAUGGCCGAAAGAGUUUGACAUACAACCAGAAAAAAUUAAUUUGGGGCCUGAAUCCAGAUUAUCCCUGAGAGUUACGUUAACUCCAAAUUUGAUACGAGCAAAUCAGACAUCUCUCGAAUUGGAGCUAGAGAAAUCGGACAGCCCUCCAAUUAUUUUACCAGUGACUUUCGACGCGAGGGUUCCCGAGAUCACUCCCGCUCCAGAGAUAAACCAGCGAGCAUGUUUCUUAGAUUUUCCUUAUCAAUAUGAAAUACAAAUUCAAGCGAAUGAGAUAAAAGGAUACUACACUCUUAUAGAACAGGAAGAAGAGACGACGUUACAGGUUAUAGUCGGUAAUAAAGAAGGAUUUAUAGAGCCUAAUGGUAUUAUUACCUUUCCAGUUACUUUAAGAACAUGCGCUCUUGGUGUUCAAGAGUAUGUGAUCAGGAUACGUCUGUUCGGAAUGUCACAGCCCGUGGACAUAUGCCACGUGACAGAAUGCGGAAUCCGACCGAUCGUCACGUGCACUCCUCUGGCUCUGCACUGGGGCCAGGUGAAGGUGCUCGGCAGAACGAGGAAGACUUUAACUUUGAAUAAUGAUUCGCCAGUCGUCGUGCAUUUCAGAGCCUCGGUGUUAAACCGCGACGGCAGAUGGCAGAUCCAGCCCACCGAGGGACAUAUAGACCCCGAGAGCGACACAGAAUUAUAUCUAACGCUUUAUCUGGUCGAUGCUGAGACGUACGUCAACAAGGCUGUGAUUCAGUUAGAAAGAGUUAAGGACAUUUUUAUCCCCAUGUCAGCAACCGGAGUGGGAACAAGCAUUUUAGUUGGUGACCUAAGAGAUCGAGUACUUCUUGGGCGACAUUUUACGAAUUUUCCACUCGAUUUUAAGGUAGACAUGGAAAAUAAAGGAACGCGCAUGCAUUCUUUAGAAUGGAGCGAACAUUACAAAGCACCCAAGACGCAACCACGAACUCCUGGAUUCUUUAAUCUGGAACCUCGAGUUUUCAAAAUGGCUGCUGGAGAAAAAAUGGAAUUGACAAUAACAGGCGUUUCUCGUAAAGUAACGACUGUUAAGGAAAUAUGGUACUUAGUAGGAAGCGUGGAGGGCGUAAAUAAAAAGGAACUUUUAUUGGAGUGUGAAAUUAUUGCCGAAUUUGUGGAUCCAAAAAUAGAGGUGUCUUCGUCACUCUUAGAGUUACGAUAUGAUUUUGGACCAUACAGCGAGUACUAUAAAUUAACUGACAUAGUAACAAUUAAAAAUGUGUCUAAAUUACCUUUGGAUAUGGAUAUAAAUGUUAAACCUCCAUUUGCAAUUAUCAAAAAGAAGAGUACGUAUAAGGUUGCGCAGGAGGAGGAAGACAUGUGUGCCUGCAUCUGUUACCGAGAGAGCGAUUUAGAUGUAGCGAAUAUCCUCAAAUUUGGAGCACAACAAUCAAAAAUAUUCAUAGACUAUUUAACAACAAAACCGGUAGAGCCAUUAAGAAAGGGCCCGCUAAACUUCUUUCAAGAUAUAAAUAAAAUUAAAAUGGCAUUUAAUUUAACCCAAAAUGUUGACGAGCGUCUAGAAGAUCAAGAAGUUAUGAAGUUACAGAUUUUGUUUGAUACUACAAAACACAUGAAUUUGAAAUCUAGAAUCUAUAGUGAUAUCAUGAGAAUUCAAUUCAAAGGGCAUAAAAAUAAGGAUAAUGUCCGAAUAAUUGGAACAAUAAAUUUUCCCAAUAUAUUAGUUACCUCGCCACGGGUAGACUUUCAAUGUGUUGUAAAUAGUAGCAUCGAGAGCAAAAUAAUACAAGUCCAAAACCUUACACCGCUGCUAGUUUGCUUCAGAUUUAAAUGGAAAAAGUGUGUCAUUACUACUAAUGUCAUGCCUGAAAUACCUGAAGAGCAGAUACCGUGUAAAAGCGAUACCACUUCAUCAUAUUAUUAUGAGACAGAUACGGGGUCUACAAAACCAGGAGAUAAACUUAAAGAGAUUAUGAGUGCCGGAUAUCGCGCUCCAUUACACCCUCCAAAUAGUCCAAAUGAGACAUUGGAAAAAAUCGACCAAAAGUCAUCUGCUUUAACAUCAAACCUUCAGCCCAGCGAGGCAAGUGCCGUUAUCCCUGUACCCGGACAGGUGAAUAUAACUAGUACCAAAAUAAUUCGAAAAAUCGCUCCAAUGAUACCUUUUCCAUACAACACGGAAUUUCCUUGGAUUUGGAAACUCCGUAAAUUGAAUCAUGGCAAUAAAAUAAACACAAACCGAUUGCUAAGAGUAACGCCAUUUAAAGGACUCAUGAAACCCAAUGAUUGUCAAAAUAUUCACAUCACAUUUAUACCAAGUCGGAAUGUAAAUGUUAAAGCUGUACUGGAAUGCGAAGUGUUAGGAGGACCAUCGGAGUUUAUCAGUGUCACAGGCCAAGCUUCAGACUUAAAAUACAAUAUCAAUAGUCAAAAGUUGAAUUUCAAAAUCCGAUCUUUCCAUGACAAUCAAACUGAGUUAUUGAUUUUAACUAAUACUGCACGAUUGAGUUUUGAAUAUAAGACGUAUUUGAAUGAACCAAAGUACGAGACUGAGCUCAACGGUACAAUACUAGAUUUGUUGCCUUCAGAAAGCACGUUACAGUCCCAGGAGAAGAAAGAGAUAAACGUUGUGGUUCGGCCUGGUGUGCUAGGUUACUUUCACAGCGUGUUUUUGUUGGAGGUAGGGCAUCUACCACACAUCCCCAUUGAAGUGUUUGGCUGGGGGGUGAUUCCUCAGGUGUAUCUUUCAUUACCGAGGCCAGACAUUGUGAAUCUACAACCUGAAACAGGUUAUUUGGCCAUCCCAACUUUGACUGAGGAAUACUUAGGUGCUGUACGCGAAAUAUUCCGUCGCACCAUCAUCACUAAAGAUCACGUAAAUACACCUAUGACGGACGACUGUUUUAACGAUCCUGAUUUGCAACAGGAUUGGCACAUUUGCUCGGAUUGGGAUGGUUAUCCUUCGAAUAUGGAUAUUGACUUAGCAGUUGAGAGAAUGCUGGUGAUCGAGCACAUUAAAUUGCGCCCAGAAAUAUUAGUGGCAUAUUCCACAAAAACAAAGAUAGGUCCUAUUCCUGGAUUUAUAACAACACCGUACGUCGUCGAUUUCGGAGUUGUUAUUACGGGUAGUACGGUUCAAUGCGUAGUAGAAGUAAUCAACUACGGCCCAAUAGACACGAAGCUGCAUUUAGCCAAACCGGUAAACUUGCCAAGUUGGCUGGGUUUGAAGUUGUGCGGCAAGCUGAACCCGGGCGAUAGUGGCAAAAUGGAAGUCACUUUCUCACCCACCUUACAAUAUUUCGAUGAAUUGGAACAAGAUGUUGAAAUUACUUUUAAAUUAGAGGUACUUUAUGGAAUCACAAUUCCCAUUAAAAUGAAAGCACUUUGUGCUGUCCCUUACUUGGCAGCAAACGUCGAGGCCAUAGACUUUGGGUCAGUAAGAUGUGGUGACAAAAUAAUUAACACAAUAUCUUUAAAGAAUGUGGGCAAACCAACAUGUAUCUGGUACGUCACAUUGAAACUUAAAGUUCAAGGACAUAAUCCUAUGACGGUGCUGCAUAAUUCUGGAAAAUUUGGUCCCGAUGAGGGUGGAUGGCUCAGUAUAGCUUUUAAACCAGUCACGGAAAUGGUAUAUGAAGGCAUGUUAUUAUUUCGGUUCCACAUGAAUCCCAGGAAAAUGGCAAUACCAGUAAGAGGGGUGGGCAUAAUACCCCAAGUCCAUGUCAUCGGCGGCAAGGUUGCGUUUCCUCCAACGCUGCCGUGGGCAGCAACUACUGACAACUACUUCGGCUUGACUAACCCCUGCCCGUUUCCUAUAGAACUUAUAUUCGCACAUAGUGAUCAAAUCUGGACUAUGGAGGAAGAAAUGUAUCAAUUGUUAUAUAGAUACUAUAACAAACCGGAAGAAAUGCUUGUUCCUGUAAUAACGCCAGGCGCUGGCAUGCACUUCGAAAUACUUGAUUUCUAUCAACAGUUUAAAGAACGCGUUAGAAGUCAAAUGGAGGCGGAAGCAAUUGCUAGAGGAAAAGCAGCAAUUGCUGCGACUAAGAAGCCCCCUAAAACGCCAAAAACAGGAAAACAAAAUAUGUCGCCCAAACAGGCCGCAGAUAUUGUCCAAAAAAAAUUUAGAUCUGAAGCCGAAAUUGUGGCAGAUGAAAUAAAAGCAUUAAAAGAUAAGGGCAGAGAUCCACUUAAAGAAUGUUUGACAGCAUUGGAUUACAGUCCUCGUAACGAAAACGAAGUACUAUCCAAAGGACUCAUUGUUUUUGUUUAUGGCUCUCCGGGUGAAGAAGAACAAGCACAAGAAAUUGCGUACACGAUUGGCAUGAGAUUAGGCAUACCGACAGUUAACAUUGACAUGUGUAUGGUAGAAGCAUUAUGCUGUCUUGAUACUGAAGCAAAAGUAGUAAUUAAAAGUGCUAUGGACGAAGCAUACGAUAUACAUAAAAGAAGUGCGAAAGACGAUGAAAUACUUAACGAAGGUGCAGACUUAGGUGGUGAAACGGAAGAUGAAUUUAAAAUUAUGUUAACAAAGUUUCGAGCCUUAACGAACAGUAAAAACAUGAGUACACCUCGGUCAAAGGCUCUUGAUAAAAAAAGGGGCGGAGCGGAAGCAAUGGGAUCUACGACGAUGUUUCAACAGGACUUAACACUAGAGCUGCUGGCAGACUUUUUUGCUCUGCCGAAAUUCAAUCGAGGGUUUGUCGUAGACUCAUUAAAGAGUUUUACAUUCAACCAGCCAUCGAUAGCGCUUACAACAGUUAUUAAAAGCAAGCGCUGCAUACAGAAUAUACACUUGAUACUAUGUCAAUCAGAAUUUAGCAAUUGGGCGCACGCAUAUGAAGAAACUCUACAUGAAAAUGAAUUGAUGGAAGAACCAGUGGAUAAAGUAUAUGAGGAGGCGGAGAUAGUCGAGAUCGUAAAAGAAAUUGAUGAAAUGGAUGGCGAGGAUUAUGAAAAUUUAACUCCGGAGUUUAGAUCUCUAUAUAUCGCCAAUGCUUUGGAAGCAAGAAGGAAAAAAUUUUUGGAGAAGACUGGGUAUACCAACCGCUUAAAUGAGUCCUCGCCUGUAGUAUCCCAUCGGUCUAUAGUAAAUAACUAUACAGCUACGGCAUCCUUGGAGUCGGUAGUUGGCGUAAAAAGUUCAGUUGAACACAAAAAACCAAAAAAAGAUGAAAAGGGUACGAAAAAUACAAGCGAAUACACGGAAAUGCUUAUGAAAUACAAUGAGUAUUACAAAUCGACAUAUGAUAGUUUACUUACUAUUGCCAACAAUUGGUCAUUCGAAGAAGGUGCCGUUGGAUUACCAUUGUAUGGUAUAAACGGUCAUCUAUUGCCUACAGUGCAGAAAAAAACAAAGGUGAAGUCCGAAACACAUAUGACACAGUCUAUUAUGGAUGACAACGCAGUUCAAAGAGGAUUUCCAUUAACUCUGGUAAUGUGUCCCUGUCUACAUUACAAAGAAGCAUUGGUGAACAUGUUUAAAAAUAUGCCUGUGGUUCGUGAAGCAUUAAACGAUCGGGAUAGUGAUGACGAAGACAUUCUUCAAUGUUCGAUGAAAAGGAAAGAAUUUACAGUACUGCUACCAAAAACUAUGCCUUACAUUCAUCAUGAACUACCCCUAAAGUGGUGCUUUUUGGACGAAUUACCGGUCAAGAAAUGUGAAUGUAAUCAAAUUACCGACAUAAAUCUUUUGGAUGAUACGACUCAAGAGAAUGUUAUAAAUAUCUUGACAAAAUGGCACUGUAUGUGUGGUAAAAAGGUGCAUUCAUCGUCGACUUCGACUAGUGCAGUUCCUGCUCCGUUUGAGACCCGUGACAACUUCAGUCUGGAAAAAAGUGAAGAGUACUACACUAGCCCAUUGCCAUUGUAUAGCUUGAACACUGUUCCAGUUGUAAACAUGUGUUUGUGUUAUAUUUUAGCUGCCGGUAAACGCAUAGUAUUGGAGCCAGGUGAUCUGGUGCGGUGCAAGUAUUCGUUCAGCCCACAAUGGGAAGGCCACUUCAGCGUGAAGCGGUUCGUGGAGGUCAGCGGGUGGCCGGAGUCGAGGGUCGAUAUUCACGUGACUGGCAUUUGCGACUUGCCGAGAAUCGACAGCAGACCUAAGAAAAUGUUUGCAAAUUUUGUUAGAAGAGCAAACUUUGAAGACAACGUGUAUAAAAUCACCUAUUUAGAUGACCUUGAUUUAUUUGAGUUCGGACCAAUUUUUGUUGGACAAAACAGAAUAUAUGAAGAAGAAUACACAAUUGAUUUAAAGAAUUCUUCAUUGAUCACUGCGGACAUUGUAAUUGAAUUUUCUGAACAGACCAACGUAUUCGAUCUGGAUAAAACUUAUAUAAGUCUCGAACCCGGCUGCCGCGGGAAGCUGACGGUGACAGCAGCUCCGACGGAGGUGGGUGUUCAUCAGAGCUUGCUGCUCUUCUGUGUGAAGGACAACCCUGAAAUCGUCACCGUGCUCAUCCAGUGCAGCGGCGUCGUGCCCAUCUUGGAAAUAUUGCCGUUGACUAAGAAUAUUGAUUACGGGAAGCUUUUAUUAUAUCGGCGAGAAGAUGAUAGAUUUAUUGUUAAAAAUGACUCAAUUUUGCCAAUAAUGUGGAAAGUGCGAAAUGCUGAAGAGUUUGCAGAAGACUUCAUAAUUUCUCACGCAUCAGGGAUCGUGCCCAGAUAUGACAACCAAGUGGUUCCAAUAACUUACAUCGCGUGUAGAGUCGGUGUUAUUUCACACAUGGUGUUGAUCAUAGACAUAUACGACGCUGAGGGACGCGGCGAUCCCAUGGUGGUUGACCAGUUGGUACUGUCGGCGGAAUGCUACGACGUGAUGGUCGAGUGCGCCUACGAGAACCCGGACGACACCUGCCUCAACUACGGCAACGUCAAAGUUAACUCCACCUACUCUAAAUCGGUGUUUUUACUCAACCGCGGCAAAUAUAACAUUUACUACAAGUUGAAGAAAGUGAAGAAUUUCCCACAGCCAUCUCUGCUAAAAUCCUUCGAGGUGGUAAAUGAAAGCGGGGUUAUCCCAGUGAAUAUGAAGUUAGUGGCCAUCGAGUUCACCUGCACUCCCACCACUUCCAUGAACCUGUUGAACGUGCCGGUCUACACGUGUUCGCUGCUCGACGGCUCUAACAAACAAGUCGUGGUUGCAAAGUUCCCUGUUUGCAUCACUCUUGCAUCUUUCUAUAAUACAUUUACUCUGUUUCCACUGGGCGAGCUCAAUUUCAAUAUUAUCCCUAUUGGCACUGCUAUUAUGAAGGACGUGAUAUUAAAUAACACUAGUAAAUGUCCAGUUACUUAUGAGAUUGUGCUGCCAGAGAAGUACCAAAUAACUGACGACGCUGUAACGGUGAAGUUAAAAGAUAACAAGCUUAAAAACCCUCCAAUGAAAUGCGGCAACUAUUUAAUAUUGAAUGAAGAUAACUUGAUUGCCCCUGGAACUAGUCGAACAAUUCAAAUACAGUUUUACGCCAGCGGGCCAGGGGUGUUCAAAGAAACCAUUCAUUUUAUAAUAAGUGAUACGUGUCCAGCUGAGGCUUGUGGAGUACCACUUAGCCUUAUCGGCAUUGGAGCCAUGCCAACUUUAGAUUUUUGGAACAUUGAAAACACGUUCCGUGAACAAUUAAUUCUGAAAAGCCUGUCGGAUUAUAAAGUACCAGAGACAUCUCCGCAUUGCGUUUUUGAGGAAAAUUCAGUGACUCUUCACUUUUUCUGUGUGAACGUGAAUACAACGUUGACGGGACAGAUCGACCUUUACAACAAUGGAUUGGUGCCCAGUGCACUUACCAUAAAGCUUAUUCACGAACAGAAUGCCGAGGAAGGCAUCUUCUCUUUGGAUAAAUAUGAGACGGUCAUAGAACCUUUACAACACAAAUGUCUGCGAAUCAUGUUUAGCCCUAAAGCUUUAAAGGAGUAUCGAGCCAUUUUAGAAAUCAAGUUGAUGCUCCUUAACAACCAGCAACAGUCAUUUAGGGUGUGCCUGAUGGGAGAAGGCGUAAUCCCGCGUAUAAAAAUGAUUUCGCCUCCGACAAGACAGUACAAAUGCUCGCUACUCCAAAUUCCCGUCACUUGCCUCGGCUCCGUCAGCAGUCGCGAAAUUCGAUUUAAGAAUAUAUGUUCAGUAAAUAGCAUUGUAAUAAUGAAAAUACUCCAGUCAACAAUCGAAGAGAGGAAUGUAUUUUGGUUGUCAGCGGCUGCCAUUUCGGAAAAUAAUGUUAUUAAAAGUAGCAAACAUAAUAACAACAUGCGUAUUAAGUUACGAUUGAAACCCGGUGAACGAGCAGGCGUUGUUGUUCACUACAACCCCGUCAAAAGAGGGCGGACAAGUUUCGAAAUUCAUGUAACCAUUGUUGACAACCCUUACGAGUAUUUCACGGUGUUUUGUGAAGCUGAAGGAUUUAUGGAAGACGUAAUCUUGAUUGGACUUGAAAUGUUAUCAAUGGAUGUCGACUUGGGUACAAUACCGACUAUUACAGACACGGAGUCAACUGCCUCGAUCUUCGAUAGCAAACAGAGAGUUGAUAAGAAAAAUGACACUAAAUCCACUGACUCGAAAAAAAACAAGUCAUUUACCAGCACGGCGGGCAUCAGAAACGACCCGGCUUCUCUAAAAUAUGUUUUAGACUUCGGAGGGUGUGAAUUGAAUUUAAUGCAAAAAAGAUCGGUCAUCAUGGUUAAUAACUCGGAUAAAGUUUACAAAUUCAAAUGGGAAGCAGCCCAACACUUGUUUGUUAAACCAUCAGUAGGAUACAUUUCACCGGCAGAAGAAAAGGACUUAGAAAUGGUGUUUUUCUCGAGUCAACCUAUCGCAGUGAAAAAGGAACUUGUGAUCUGCAGUUUGUCGGCUGUCAGCGACAACUCCCUAACACUGGACACCAAGGUACCCACAUGGGACAGCAGGCAAACGGUCACCACGUUUGACCAUAAUUGUGAAACGUCUGUAGUUGAAAGAGCUGAGCAAGUUAUAAAUGCACAGGUUAUUGAAGCUCCUCUGGCACCCAUGGGUACUGUUAAAAUGAUAAUAAUGUAUUCUGUUACGACACAGUAUACUAAAUUUACACACAAUUUGAAGGAGGAAAUUUUACUAAAAGAUACGUUUAUAUACCAGAAAAGAGAAUUCGACUUUAAAGUGACAAACAGUGGUAAAGUGCCGAUGAAAAUUGCGUGGAGUUUCCAAAUUGACGAAGAUUUCCCCACGACCAUCGACAAAAACUUAAAAAAAAAGAAAGGCAAGGACAAUAAGAACAGCGUGGGUGGUAAGGAAACAGAUGCUGCUCAUACUAAAGGCUCCAGCAAAGAGACUUUGUUUAGUGAAAGUUUGGAGAGAUGCAGUGUAGAUACCUGGUUCGAAGUCAAUUUACCUUUCAAAAUAGAACCAACCAAGGAAUGCCUCCAGCCCUCGGAAAGUGUGGUUUUCACAGUUACCUUUUCACCUCUUGAUGCUUUCGAGUACAAAGUUUUACUGAAAAGUUACAUUGAUAAUUUAGAUCCACAUGAUAAGAACAUACAGUGCAGGAUCGUAGCAAAGUCUCUGGUGCCAUAUUGCCACCUGGAUAUAGAAGAAAGCGAUUACUUGACAAAAAGAAGGAAAAAAGAGACUGGAGUUGCUUUGCCGGAAUCCGUCACUGUUAUGGAAUACAAUGUGCUUGGACCAGGCUGCUAUAAAAAGUCAUUCAAUGUUAUAAAUCCUACAAACCACGGAUAUGAGUUCACAUUCGAAAUGGUGGUUGACAAGCCAACCCUCGUACCUUUCCACUGCAAUACGAUGACAGGAUACGUGGAAGGCGGUACCUCUUGUGAGGUUACAUUUAUCUUCGCUCCCAAUGCUAUAGGGGUUUAUGAAUCUCUGUGGAAAUUUUCGAUAUUUCAAUGCAAUGUACAUAUCCACUUACUGAUGGUUGGCAUGGUCAGAGAACCCGACGUAGUGUUCGUGCCCACCAUUUUAAUAGUAAGGAACUCUUUAGUUGGGUUUAGUCUCACUGACACUGUGAUGUUGACAAAUAAUGAGAAUGAAUCCCUAGAAUUCGAGUUUAAAGGUAACUCGUUGUUGAAUGAGGCCGGUAAAACACCCGUGAUUAUGGAGCCGGAGAGGGGAAUACUGAAGCCUCGUUCGGCGACGCAGAUCAAGUUUAUUUACACCCCGGUUGAUGAAGGGCCCUUGUCAUUCAAGAUAUUUUGUGCCAUCAGUUAUUUAACAAGGCCUUUGACUUUGUGCGUCAAUGCUCUAAGUCUCUCAAUAAGACCAAAAGUUACAUACUUUUUAAUUGGAAACGAGCAUGUACUUGAUAGCAAGGCUAUCACAAAUAUACAUUUGGAUCAGACUGCAUCAACAUACACAAGAACAUUGACGUUUUUGAUAACGAAUGAGGGUUCAUCGACGUUCUUCUACGAAUGGUGCUACAACAGCUCGGCGGUUAAAAAGUACCUGACAGUGACGGUUGAGCCGCGGAGGGGGCACGUGGCGCCCGCGAACCAGGCGGAGUGUACCCUCAGCUUCACUCUCAAAACUGUGCCGGUGCAAGCCUUUCCUGUCUCCCUAUAUAUUACGGACGGACCGGAGUACAGUAUACUCCUCCACUCAGAAAUUGAAAAACCAAUGUAUCAUUUCUCCUGCAAGAAUUUAGAUUUUGGACCAUGCAUAAUAAACCCGCCGGACAACACUUACAAGAAAAUCGUGACUUUUGUGAACAAUGACAAAGUUCCUAUUCUCCUGGCCUUGGAUUUUGAAACUAAGCCUGAGCUCUUCGUGGCCUACAAGUCCGUGCCUACAAUCCAGCCCAAAGAGAAGGUUAAAGUGAAAAUAUACUUCCGACCGAAGCUACCGAAACUGUAUGAGUUCCAGAUAAAGUUCUGGGUCAAUUCGCUUUGCGAAGAAAUCAUUACUGUCAAAGGAGAAGGUGUAAAGUGCCUUUUCGAUUUAAACGAAGGGUGCGAAAAACAUUACACACUGGGAUCAGUAAAAGUGGGUUCUAAGUUAAUUCGUGAGAUAGCGGUGAUGAACCACAGCAAAGUGGCCCUAGAUGCCACUUUUAUAUUCAAGGAGGCACACCCCUUGACAGAGACAGAGGACCCGCUUCCGUCGGGCGCGACUAGCAUGUGUCUCGAUCCCGGUGUCGCUGGUGCGGUUAUGGACGCGGGACCUUCGAGAACUCAUAUGGUGAAAAAAUACAACGAGGACAAGGUCCGGAACCAAGCCGCAAGUGACGUUGUAAAUGCACUAGCGUCGUUAAAGGUCAUGCCCAAAGAAUGCAAAAUACUGCCUUACAGGAAAGUCCCUUUGAAGAUUCAAUUUAAACCUGUCGACAUGAUUACACAUUUUAACGUACAGGUGAACAUGAGGGUGCUAAACAUCGAGCGGACGCUAGUGCAGUUGAGCGGCAGCGCCACCGGCAUGAGCCUGGCUCUCAGCCAAGACUCGCUGCAGUUCGGCCGCGUGCGCAUCCAGGCGUGCAAAAUGCUGAAGGUCAUGCUGUUGAAUCAAGGGGACUUCGGGGCCAGAUUUUGGUGGCAGCCCUUGAUGUCUGACGAGUUUAAAAUUUCGCCGAUGCAGGGCCACAUCGCGGCACGCACUAACGUGACCUUCACUAUUACCUACAGGCCAAAAAGCCAGAAUCCGUUUGUCAAAUUAUGGGCGUGUUGCAACAUUGAGAACUACAAGCCACAGACACUAGCCCUGUACGCCGCCUGCUUGGAAACGGGCGAAGUGGCGGCCAAGACCAUGUUCAUUGAGUGUCCGGUGCGGGAGGUCGCGACUAGCUACGAGCGGGUUACGAACCCAACUGACGGAACAUGGCUGGUGCUAUCCGAGUUGCCUCCCGGACCAUUCUCCACGUUAGCCCAGUGUAGCAUCGAACCUAAUUCGGUUUUCGACAUACCGAUCUAUUUCAGGCCGAAAACUAUGGGGAGACACGAGAACAAAGUGUUAUUUACAAAUUUGGGCGAGGGCGCACUCUUUAUAAGUCUAUUCGGGGUAGCGAUGCCGCCGAAGCCUAACGGAUUAAUACAAAUCAAUGUGGCGGCCAAGGCGUUUCACACCGAACUAUUGAAGGUUCAUCAUAUCACCGAGUGUCCAGAAUCAUAUGUAGUGUCGACGGAGGUAGUGAAGGUGAUGCCCGAGAAGUUCGACUCUUUCUACGAGAUCAAGCACCCAGAGACCGUAAAGGUGUGGGGCGAGACGUACGCCACGUGCCGCUGGGACUACAGGUGUUAUGGCGAGUGCGAGAUGCACAUGAAAGUGACGUUCGUAAACAAGGUCACACGCGAGUACCAGUUCUACGAGAUCGUAGCCACCGUCACCCCAAGCAAGAUCGUGGACACGAUCACGAUAACGUCAAAGGCGCGCGAGACGGUCCAGCGGGAAAUCAUUGUGCUCAACCCGUUAUCCGUGACGGUUUCCUUCUCAGUGCACUCCGAGCAUCUGGACUGUCCCAAGAGUAUUGAAAUAGGAAGAGAAUCACAGGCGCCACUCUUAUUGUCCUACUCGCCAUUGGUAGUCGGCGAAAGCGAGGAAUACUUGGAGAUUUCCAACCCUUACGUCGGAACAUACACGUACAAGAUGAUACUGAAAUGUCUGCCAGCCAAGGCGAAGGAGCUAGAGAUAAGCACGCCGAUCGGCACGCGGGUCCCCAUGAGGCUUCGAGUACAGAACGGGAGUCACGUCAGAGCGGUCUUUAUAAGCGAAGUUACCCAUCCAUCAAUCACGACUGACAGAGAGUAUGCCCUGGGUCCGCUCGAAAAGGGCAAGUUCCUCGUGUGGUUCGAGCCAGUCGAAGUCGGGCUUCAACAAUGCACGGUAUCAUUCAAUUCGCCGGACGCCGGCGAAUUCGUGUAUCACAUAAAGGGAAGGGCAAACGUAGCAAAGCCACAGGGACCCUUUGAAAUUAAGGCGGGUGGUUUCACAGCGAUAUGGUUUAAAAACGUAUUCAUGGACAACAGAACGUUUAGGUUAACAAUCGAUAAACAGGAAUUUUACGUUAAAAAUCCUUUCGAAAGUAUACCAUCUAAAAAGGAGUUGAAGGUGUUAGUGUACCUGAGCGAUAAGUGGGUGGGCGGCACGCCGACCGGCUGCCUCACGAUCGAGAGCCUCGACCCGCCGGAGCCGCGCGCUCAGUGGACUUACUUCCUGCAAGGAAUCCCGUGACUUUUCUAUUAUUUAUUUAGUUCCCUAUUGUUAUUCUUUAAUUAAUAAAUUUGUAUUCUGCA